This is a messenger RNA of Paramecium primaurelia, 803 nucleotides long. Lineage: Eukaryota; Ciliophora; Oligohymenophorea; Peniculida; Parameciidae. The record is from the annotation of a GenBank genome assembly.
AUGAAAAAUUGGAGAAACUAUGAAUCAAUUUAAUCUUCCAAAUUUAUAACCAGAGUAGAUAUGCAUAAAUUGAUAAACACAGUAAGAAGAUCUUAAGUAAUUUACUAUGUGAAAUGCAUGCAAUUUUCUGAAAAUUAAAGAGACAUAAUCAACAGUUAAUUUCUAGCUAAUCUUAUAAUUCAGGAUUAUUGAAAAAUGCUAUACCUUGGAUAUUGAAAAAUCUUUAUCUCUAAUCGUGAUUGGAUGUAUUAGUUUAUUAAAACAUAUACUUAAAUUUCAAUAGAAAAAAUUGAAAGUACAAAAAAUAGUAAAAGCUCACAAGUUAGUAAGUUGGAUAGUUGUAAUAAAAAAUUCAAUUUAAUUUAUAACAAAUGGAGAUUAAAUCAUGAAAAUCUAGUCUUUAUAAGGGAUAUAGCUGAGUCUAUUAUAAUCAUUAUGUGGUCAUUCCAGACCUGUAAGAUGUUUGCUUAUAAGUCGGUAUGAAGAUCUAAUUAUAUUUGGCAGAAAUGAUUAAACAAUUGCAUUUUGGAUUAGAAAUGGUAAUGCUUGCAAAUUUGAUUAAUAAAUACUAGAACACUCUAAUUUCAUAUGUGGAAUAAGUUUAAAGGAAUGAUAAAAUUAUUUGAUUUCUAGGGCUUGGGAAGAAUCAAUAAUAAAAAUAAGUCAAUAAUACCCUUGCAAGACUUGGGUUGUUAUAUAAAAAAUUGAAAUAGAUUUAUGGGGUUAAAGAAUAUGUUUUAUAAGUGAAUAGAUGUUUCAUUUUAAACUUUCAAUGGUUAGACUACGCAUCUGUAUCAAUUUGA